This is a messenger RNA of Aspergillus pseudonomiae, 1697 nucleotides long. RefSeq names its product RNP domain protein. Gene Ontology annotation, molecular function: mRNA binding. Bases 442 to 1590 code for a protein of 382 amino acids. The record is from RefSeq and is a predicted model, not a curated record. The transcript has a single exon. NCBI's taxonomy places the organism in Eukaryota, Fungi, Ascomycota, Eurotiomycetes, Eurotiales, Aspergillaceae.
GUCUUUUUUUCCAACGCCUGAAGCAACCUUAGCCGCCUUCGUCGUUCGCAUCUUGAUUAACAUCUGGAUGGUCAACGUCAUUUUUCGAAUUUCACAUUUGAACAAUCCCGAUCCUUAAUAUCAAUAACCACACAUUUUGCUUUCUAUUCUUAAGUCACUUAUUCACUGACCCUUCGGCGCAACUUCAUACCUCGAAGGGAUAUCCAGUACUGAGAACAAGUCAACCAUCCCGUGAGAUUGCAAUACCGCUCAAUAUAACUCAGACACCAUACAACCUCCUUCGGGACACCGAUCUUCCGUCUACAUUAGAACUCAGAACCCUUUUCAGGCGUGACGUCUGGCGUGAGACUGCUACGUCAGUCAAGCCCUGAAGGUACGUGUCUGGCUAAUUUGCAUACGGCGCAUCACAUCCAUCGUCUCUAUUCGAACUCUCCAUUCAUCAUGUCCUUUCCGCCACCUCCAGGUCUGAAGCAAACACCGUCUUCGCUGCCACCGCGGCCACCAAACACAGCAUCUCCUUCCCCUGCAUCGUUUCAGCCCGCAUACUCGGCUGCGCCAUCGUAUUCGUCCGCAGGGACCAGCAAUGGAUAUGGCGGCAGCGGGCCUCGGACAGGCUACAAUGCUUUCACAGCAUUCGCGCCGCGCUCCGUAGCUUCUAGUCAACCCUACCGUACCAGCAGCCCCGUCGUAUCCGCUCCGCCAGCCACCUCAGCCGGAUACUCGACUCCCACUACGGCAGGCUACGGUAGCUACUAUUCCCAACCACAACAAACCUACCAAAGCGGAGCCUCAUACUAUGGCUCUGCCCAGUAUAAUGAAAACACAUAUGGUCCGUCCGUGCCUCGGAUUCAGAAUCCCUUUCCCGCUGCGGGAGCUGACCAAGCAAACAAUUAUGGUAUGCACGGGAGGAACUAUGGGCGCAAUGAGUCUGGUUUAGAUCCGGAGACAGAAGCACAGAUCGCACAAUGGCAAAGUGCCUAUGCGAACAGAGACGAAGCACAGGCGACGAGCAAGGUUCCUGGCCGCCGAGAUGGAUACGCGGUAUCCGGCACCGGCUCCGGUGUCAAUACACCCUCCGGCACCGCUACGGCAGCCACCACCCCGGCGCCCGUUGUAGGCCAAGCCGAGCCGCAGAAGACCGUUGCCCGGGCUGGUGGUGGCCAGACCUGGACCGACUCGACUCUUCUAGAAUGGGACCCCGCACAUUUCCGUCUUUUCGUAGGAAACCUUGCCGGCGAAGUCACGGACGACUCACUGUUGAAGGCGUUUGUGAAAUACACUUCCGUCCAGAAAGCGCGUGUCAUCCGCGACAAGCGCACUCAGAAGAGCAAAGGAUAUGGUUUCGUCAGUUUCAGCGAUGGAGAUGACUAUUUCAAAGCCGCGAGGGAAAUGCAAGGGAAGUAUAUUGGAUCCCACCCUGUCCUGCUCCGUCGCGCCACUACUGAGGUCCGUCCGGUGGCUAACUCAAAGAACGGGAAGAAGCACGGCGGUGGGGGUGGCUCGGCAGGCGGCCACGGCGGAGGCAAGGUCAAGCAAGAUGGAAUCAGAAAGCCUGGAAAGACCAAGGGCGGGCUGAAAAUCAUCGGAUAGUUAGACUGUAUAUGUAUGCUGAGCGUUGCUAAAAUAAAAUAUAAUGAUACACAUUUGAGUUCUUUAUAUCUACGACAACUCCUGAAAAUCGACACCUAGCAUCAAAU